Molecule: messenger RNA, 2133 nt
Organism: Penicillium malachiteum
Lineage: Eukaryota; Fungi; Ascomycota; Eurotiomycetes; Eurotiales; Aspergillaceae
Exons: 3
Coding region: 1-2133 (710 amino acids)
Biological process (GO): carbohydrate metabolic process
Molecular function (GO): beta-N-acetylhexosaminidase activity
Source: RefSeq, a predicted model, not a curated record
AUGAGAUUACGGGUUUUUCUUCAAGUUUGUUCUUUUGCCUCGAGUUGGCUCGGUGUUCAGACUCGACUGGUCACUGUUCCUAUUGUUCCGUUUACAGAGACCGGGGGCAGUUAUGACCUCUCGUCUCUUACGGAUAUAAUUGUUGAUUCUCGUUAUGUGAAUGCAAUUGAUCAUAAUGGACAGACUUUGAUCCCACCGACGUUGCAGGAAUUCGCGGAGACUUUCCAGGAGGAUCUGAAGUCGGUCUUGGGACUCGAUGUACAGGUCACAAAGGGGUCCACGCGGAAGGCGAACUCGAUUUUCCUAACACUGGGAAAUCAAACAGCGUUUGUAGAUGCUGCGGGAAAGUGGACUUCGGAGGCAUAUGAGUUGAAGGUGGAUGGUAGUGGAGCUGUUGUUACCGGGGCUAGUCCCCUUGGUGCAUGGUGGGCGACUCGGUCUAUCAUUCAGAUUGCGACGACUAGUGACUCGGCUCUUCCUAAGGGAUCGGCUGUGGAUGCACCAGGAUGGGGUACGCGGGGUGUUAUGCUUGAUGCCGGACGCCAUUUCUAUCCGGAGGACUUCCUGAUUGAGAUGUGCUCUUACCUCUCAUUCUUCAAACAAAAUACCUUCCAUCUUCAUCUUAGCGAUAAUCUUUACAACAAUGUCGAUAUCUACUCAAGAGAAGAGUCACUCAGUCUGUAUGCUGCCUUCCGUCUUUGGUCAGACGAUGAGGCUGUCGCAGGACUGAACCGACGUGCGAAUGAAUCGUAUACGCGCACUCAAUUCGACAACAUCCAGACAAAAUGCGCUCAGCGUGGAGUGACCAUCAUUCCCGAAAUUGAAGCACCGGGUCAUGCCCUUGUCAUUGUACAAUGGAAACCUGAGCUUGGUCUUUCCGAUCUGAGCAUGCUCAACAUUAGCCACCCAGAUACCAUCCCAACAAUGAAGACCAUCUGGGGUACAUUCUUGCCCUGGUUCCAGAGCAAGGUUGUUCACAUUGGUGCAGACGAGUACGAAAGUGGUCUUGUGGCCGAUUACACGAGUUUCGUCAACGAGAUGAACACAUUUAUUACCGAGGAAACAGCCGGCACCAAGUCGAUGCGUAUCUGGGGUACAUUCACUCCGGAAGAAGGCGCCAAUGUUUCCACGUCGGUCUCAAUUCAGCAUUGGGAAGUUUUUGAAGACCUGCCGUACUACGAUUACAUCGAGAAUGGAUACCAUGUCCUCAACUCGGAUGACUACGUAUACCUUGUUGGAGGGUGGAGUGGCUCAUACCCCCAAGUCCUGACCGAGACUAAGAUCUUUGAUGGUCCAUAUGAUCACGCCUACUCACCCAUUAUAUUUGACGCCACCAACAAAACAGACAACCCUUCUCGGAACAACUCUCUGGUUCUGGGUGAGGCUGCCGCGCUUUGGAAUGAUUAUGGACCCAACGCAACUACCGUGUUGUCGGCAUAUUAUUCUUGGCGAGAUGCUCUCCCGGCUCUUGCAGAUAAGCAAUGGGGUGGAGACAUUACCGCGGAUGAAUACGAUUCUGUCUUUGAUGACCUACAUGCCGCAGUCCCGGAUCAGAACCUCGAUCGCGCGAUCGAGAGUAAAUCCGAUACCAUCUUGCACUAUACCUUUGAAUCUAAUUCAAAGACUGUGACUGAUAGGUCUGGCAACGGAUAUGAUGGCACAGUUCACGGGUGCAAGAUCGCAGGUAACAGUCUCCACCUGGCCGACGGGUGCUAUGUCGAGACACCUCUAGGCAGCAAGGGAAGGGACUACACCCUCUCGUUUCGUGUUAAGCCCACAUCCCACAUCCCCGGUACGCUUUUUGCGGGGCCAGACUCUACUUUCGUCAAUGGCAAUGGCACUAUUACGAACACAACGCUGAUCAGUGGCAAUAAUCCCUACUCGCUAAACUAUACUCUUCCUCUCAACACAUGGACGGAUGUGAGUUUAAUCGCGCAAGGCAACCAAACUUUCCUGCAGGUUUCCGAGGGAUCUUCGUCUAAGACGAUGGAAUUCCUCACGCGCAUCGGGGUGAACGGGGACUCUCUUGUGUGGGCGCCUAUUGCAGUGGAGGCGCCACUAACGCGGAUUGGCGAGGGAUUUACUGGGUUGAUGCAGGAUAUCGUGUUGAAGGGAAGUGCACCAGAGAGUUGA